UCCACCCCAUUUUUCCUUUUCAUUCACACAUUUUCUCAAACGCCUAACUUAAUCUUUGAAAAAAAAAAAAAAAAGGUUCAUUUUAGUUUUUCUACUUUUAUUAUUGUUUUGUUAAAAGUUAAAAGCGAUCUAAAACGGAAAAAUAAAUAUACGAUUUAAAAAUUAAAAAGAAAUUUGAUAUUAAUUUUUAUUGGAAACGACAGUUUUUUUUUUUUAUUUUUUUCCUCCAAACCGAAAUACAAAAAUUUAACGGUCACUAACUGCCUUUUCCCAAUUUAUCAGUAAUAUAAAACCCUAUCGUCUCUUCCACGAACUCUGUGAAGGGUCCUUGUUCAUGGAUAUUCCCUCAACUCUAAGCCUUAAGAAUCUACCUCUUCUACCCAACCAGUUUCGAAUCACAGACCCGAAGGACUGGAACUUGAUUAUCAAGCACCACACCAAGCUUAACAAUGACCAUGCUAUUCUCACCACCUACACCCACAUGGAAUCUCUUGGCAUACCAGCCGACACUUCCACUCUACCUCUCGUUCUCAAGGCCUGUGCGAGGCUGAAUGAUGUAGACAGAGGCAGGAGGAUACAUUCUAGCAUCUGGAAUACGGGUUUGAGCUGCGAUGUUCGAGUUGGGACGGCGCUUGUCGACUUCUAUUGCAGAUGUGGGCUUAUUGAUGAUGCCCGCAAGGUAUUUGCUCAAAUUGGUGUGAGAGAUGUGGUUUUGUGGAAUGCUUUGAUAUAUGGGUAUGUUGGGUGUUGUUAUUUUGAGGAGGCAAUUUGGUUAUUAAUUGAAAUGGAAAGAGAGGGUCUAAAGCCAAAUUCGAGAACCGUUGUUGCUUUGCUUUUGGCCUGUAGGGAGAUUUUGGAAUUGAGAUUGGGACAGGAGAUACAUGGCUAUUGUGUGAGAAAUGGAUUGUUUGAUUUGGAUCCCCAUGUGGGUACUGCUUUGAUUGGUUUUUAUUUGAGAUUUGAUGUGAGAAUUUCACAUAUUGUAUUUGAUUUGAUGGUUGCGAGGAACACUGUGAGUUGGAAUGCAAUAAUUACUGGCUACGUUGAAAAUGGGGAGCACUUGACAGCUUGGAAGCUCUUUAUGCGCAUGCUUGUAGAUAGGGUUAAGUUUGAUUCUGUUACGGUAAUAGCUAUUAUUCAAGCCUGUGCAGAACUUGGAUUUCUAGAAUUAGGAAUGCAAAUGCAUCAGAUGGCUAUUAAAUCUGGUUACAGCAACAAUUUGUUUGUAGCAAAUGCAUUGCUUAAUAUGUACAGUGAGAGCGGAAGUUUUGAGCUAUCAUGUCAGUUAUUUGACACCAUCCCUAAAUACGAUGUUGCUUUGUGGAACUCCAUGAUAUAUGCAUACAUUGGAUAUGGUUUUUAUGAGGAAGCUAUGUUUUUAUUUUUGAAUAUGCAAGUGUUUGGAAUCAGAGACGAUGAAAGAACAAUUGCCAUAAUGUUAUCUUUAUGUGCAAAUUUAGCUGAUGGUAUGGGGAUGGGUAAAAGCUUACAUGCCCAUGCAAUCAAACGUGGGAUGGAAUUGGAUGUUUCUCUUGGAAAUGCAUUCUUGGGCAUGUAUGCUGAGCAAAACUGCAUUGAGGCUGCCAGAAAGGUUUUCACUGAGAUUAAAGGUCCAGAUGUUAUCUCAUGGAACACUUUGAUCAUGGCGUUGGCUUGUAACAAAUUGAGGAAUGAAGCAUGGAAUCACUUUGAGGAGAUUCAAGCAUCUAAAAUCAAACCCAACUCACACACAAUAAUAUCUUUGCUUGCUGCUUGUGAUGAUGAAACGUGCUUAAAUAGUGGGAGAGCAAUUCAUGGUUUUGCAGUAAAGCAUGAUAUUCAAAUUGACUUAUCAUUGAAUACCGCACUGACAGAUAUGUACAUGAAUUGUGGUGAUGAAGCAACAGCUAGAAGUCUCUUUGAGGCAUGUCCCAACAGGGAUGUGAUCUCGUGGAAUGCUUUAAUUUCUAGUUACAUUAAGAAAAACGAAGGCAAAAAAGCUCAAGAGCUUUUUAACCGAAUGAUUUCAGAAGUGGAACCUAAUUCUGUAACAAUCAUAAAUAUUCUCUCAUCUUAUACCAAUCUUGCUGCUCUUCCUCAAGGCCAAUGCUUGCAUGCUUACAUAACCAGGAGGCACUCCUCUUUCGGUGUGGACGUCUCGCUUGCAAAUGCUUUUGUGACAAUGUAUGCAAGAUGUGGCAGCAUGCAAUAUGCUGAAAAGAUGUUUAAAAAUUUACCAAGGAAAAAUAUCAUCUCAUGGAAUGCCUUGAUAACUGGAUAUGGAAUGCAUGGUCGAGCAUAUGAUGCUAUUUUUGCAUUCUUACAGAUGUUAGAAGAUGGUUUGAAACCAAAUGGUGCAACUUUUGUAGCUGUCCUAUCUGCUUGUAGACAUUUUGGACCGAUUGAGGAGGGAUUGCUGCUUUUUCAUACUAUGAUUCAGGAGUUUAAGAUUACACCAGAACUCGUGCACUAUGGUUGUGUGGUUGAUCUGCUUUGUCGUGGAGGACGGAUAAAUGAGGCCAAAGAGUUUAUUGAAUCAAUGCCAAUCAAACCAGAUGCAACUCUGUGGAGAGCUUUGCUCAGUGCUUGUAGAGUUAAUUCUGACAUAGAGUUAGCCGGAACCAUCUUUGAGAAACUUGUUGAAAUAGAGCCCAUGAAUGCAGGAAAUUAUGUUUUGCUAUCUAAUAUCUAUGCUGCAGCAGGUCUUUGGUCAGAGGUGAGGAAGGUAAGAAAAUGGCUCCAAGAAAAGGGAUUAAGAAAGCCUCCGGGAAUGAGUUGGAUUGUUGUUAGGAGUCAAGUUCAUUAUUUCACUGCAGGAGAUGUAUCACACCCUCAGUCACACAUAAUUUAUGAAAAUUUGUAUUCUUUGUUGGCAUUGAUCAAAGAAAAUGGAUAUAUUCCUGAUUUCCAUCAGGCUUUUCAAGACGAAGAGGAUUAGUCCAAACGCCGCUAAAGUGAUACAACAACGAUCAAGAUUAAACAUUGGAAAUCAUUCUCAUCCCAACUUGUUUCUAACUAGAUUGUAUAUGUAAUUCCAGUUGUGUAGUCCAUUAGUUUGUUUCUUUUUCACAUUAAUCAAUCCGCACAAAUAUUUUAGUAUAUAUGAUUAUGAUGUAAAAUUGUUGUUGUACUUUUAUCUGGUCACAAAUAAAGUGGGAAGAUUUUUUUUUCA
Messenger RNA from Ziziphus jujuba (common jujube), 3151 nucleotides. RefSeq names its product pentatricopeptide repeat-containing protein At5g27110. Gene Ontology annotation, biological process: RNA modification. NCBI's taxonomy places the organism in Eukaryota, Viridiplantae, Streptophyta, Magnoliopsida, Rosales, Rhamnaceae. Gene Ontology annotation, molecular function: protein binding; RNA binding. The transcript has a single exon. The record is from RefSeq and is a predicted model, not a curated record. Bases 335 to 2917 code for a protein of 860 amino acids.